AUGAUCGCCAAUUUGCCGUUGCUUUUUGCGAACGGCAACCCGACGGCAUUGUCAACCAUUUCGGUAGCCCAGCUCGAGAAAUUCAUAACGUUCAUGGUAACAUGCUCUUGGGGCCACGACACGGCCAAAGACAUCCGCCAACCGCCCUGGUGGCCGCUAAAUGUGGAGUUCACGCAUCCGUUUACGAAGCCGGCGCAAGUGCCAAUAGACUGGGAAGUGCGUUUAAAAAAUCUUGUGAGACGGUGUUACGAUUAUCACAAAAGUGCUUUCCUGUUGGUGUUCUCGGCGCAGCUAGCACGUUACCCUCGAAAGCGGCUGAGAUAUGUUGACAACCGCGACCACACGACUUCAUUGUACUAUAGGCCAAGUGGGCGGCUCUUGGUAACGUUUAGAAACGAGAACCUGUUCUAUGACAAAGAAGGAUCUGCCGAAAAAGAGGAGUCGUUGGUUAAAGCCGCUGAUAUAUACCUCUGCGACAAUUGUGACAGCCAUUUCGACAAUUUGGACACGUUACAAGCCCAUGAGAGGCUAUGCAAUAAUGAUAAUGUUCCCAACAGUACAUGCAAUAGUGGUUUUUUAGAAUUCCUAGCAGCUUUGAAGUUGCAAUCGACAGAGGGAAGCUCCCAGGAGUCAAGUACAAAAACCACUGAUGUAGAUAUUAAGCCAAAAAACUCUAGAACUGCUGCCAAUGUUGACAGAGGCCCUCCAUAUCCAUUUUCUUCACUGGCAUACAUGAAGAAUGCUAAAACAAAUGUAAUUAGAGAUAGCACAUAUUCAAGGGAACGAAUUGAGAGGUACUGCUGUACCUCCACAUCCUUCAACAGACCUGUAGAUCAACCAAUGGAGGUUGAUAUGAAGAGUUCUGAUCCCCUCAAGAGAUUAGAUAAUGACUGUGAAGUGAUUGAUUUGUGUUCAGAUGAUGAAGGCCAAAGUGGUAAUGAGAACUGUGACCCCAGGGCUGGCAUAGCAUGUGUAAUGCGUGGUGGUGCUAUACUACGUCGGACUGCAGCAACACCUCAUGCCUUACCUUCAGAGCCCUGUGGUGCUCGCCAACGACCCCUCCCCACUAUGCAACACCUGCCCUCAGCCAUCCUGCAACCACAUCCUGUGAUCUUAAUUGCGCAUACACUAAACAAUUUGCAGACUAUAUCCUUAGAU
Iphiclides podalirius (scarce swallowtail) is the source of this 1158-nucleotide messenger RNA. Lineage: Eukaryota; Metazoa; Arthropoda; Insecta; Lepidoptera; Papilionidae. The record is from the annotation of a GenBank genome assembly.